This is a messenger RNA of Physcomitrium patens, 2292 nucleotides long. Its product is annotated as acyl-lipid omega-3 desaturase (cytochrome b5), endoplasmic reticulum. NCBI's taxonomy places the organism in Eukaryota, Viridiplantae, Streptophyta, Bryopsida, Funariales, Funariaceae. The record is from RefSeq and is a predicted model, not a curated record. Gene Ontology annotation, molecular function: oxidoreductase activity, acting on paired donors, with oxidation of a pair of donors resulting in the reduction of molecular oxygen to two molecules of water. Gene Ontology annotation, biological process: lipid metabolic process.
GAAAUCACUGGGGCAUGCACAGAUUCAGCCUGGUCGUGCAAAUCCAUGGCAGCGAUGCUGCAAGAUUUCCUUGGUAUCCCAUCGACGGUUGGGGACUCUGGUGCAUGAGUUCAGAUCGAGGUGCUGCGAGAUGAACCACAAUGGAUUUCACUAGGGGGCGCCGCAAACGAUCGUUGUAGAUGUGCUGUGCUUGCGAGCCCUGGAGGCACAUCGCCGUUAUGAAUCUGGAAAUUUGAAGGAGUUUCAGAUUGUUUCUAUCUCUUCCAAUGAAUUGCAAUAAGGUUGCUCUUGUUUGUGUCGCGGUGGUGUAGUGCACAAGAUGACGAGGAGUUGGUUUUUUGAAAUUGGACGGUUCCCAACUGGGAGGGUGUUGGAUCGAUGGCCCAUACACAGUUGUGUGUUGUAGGCGAGGAGAAUACAAUUUGGGCCCGUUUGGGUUACAAUGUGAUUGCUGAAAGCGGAUCUCUUGCAGCUCUGUUUGUUUUUGUUUUUGUUACGUAAUUUCUGUUUAUUUUUGUUUUCUGAGAAUGAUAUGUACGCUGGUCGUGGGUCGUGUCGGUUAAUGAGUGGAGACAAUUGUCUUCCCCUUCGUACUCGCCAGACCGCGCAGGCCACUUAGUCCUUGUUGGCUGCUCGAGUACAGAUCCGACACGAGCGUGGCACUAGGGUGUUCUUUGAAAUUGCACGCAAGGGUGACCUUGAAUGGUAGCUGCUGACCUCCACCCGCCCACAGCAGUGUAAAGAUGCAGCCUGUGCUUUUUAUGAGUCUUCUUUCCAAUAAGUGUCUCGGGAAGGGGAGAGUGAGUGAGAGAGAGAGACUCCAGUGGAGAGUCGCGGCGGAGCUCUUGUGGACUGGAGCGAUGUCGUCUAGAAGGGGCUUGAUAUCGCUGGAUCAGCCCCGAAAGAUUGGUCACAAUCUUCCCGUGGUGUCGUUGGAUAGCAUUGAGAAUGUCAGGAACGUGGGUGGGAUGUCCGUGAAGCAUGAGAUUAAUAGGAAGGAUGAAGAAUUCGAUGCGUCUAGAAAGCCGCCCUUCAGCCUUGGCCAGUUACGAGCCGCCAUUCCCAAGCACUGCUGGGAGCGGAGUCUGUCGAGAUCUUUCAGCUAUGUAGUCAGAGAUGUUGCCAUUGUAGUGACGCUAGCGUAUGUGGCGGUAUACUUCGAUAGCUGGUUUCUGUGGCCAGUGUAUUGGUUGGCACAGGGGACAAUGUUUUGGGCGAUCUUCGUUCUGGGUCACGACUGUGGGCAUGGCAGCUUUUCAAGCAACAAGAGCCUGAACAACCUGGUCGGACACAUCCUGCACUCGUUCAUUCUGGUGCCAUAUCACGGGUGGCGCAUCAGUCACAGGACACAUCAUGCCAACCAUGGCCACGUCAAGAACGACGAGUCCUGGUACCCGAUGACAGAGGGGCUGUUUAUCACACUGGAUUUCUGGGGCAAAUUUGGACGGCUGAACUUUCCGGCUACGCUGUUUGCGUAUCCCGCGUACCUCUGGUGGAGAACUCCUGGCAAGUCGGGUUCCCAUUUCAAUCCGUCCAGCGAUUUGUUUGACCCGAGUGAGUGGAAGGAGGUGGCAACGUCGACCACAUGCUGGUUGACAAUGGUUGCCAUCUCGAUGACUUCGGUGUCGCAAGUCGGGUUUCUUUUUGUGUUCAAGCUUUACUUCGUCCCCUACAUCGUCAACGUGAUGUGGUUGGACGCUGUGACCUACCUUCACCACCACGGGUAUGAGAAACAAAUCCCCUGGUACCGAGGUCAGGAAUGGAGUUACCUGCGGGGUGGACUGUCCACCAUCGAUCGCGACUACGGUUUGUUUAAUGAGAUCCACCACGACAUUGGCACACACGUCGUGCAUCACCUCUUCCCUCAGAUCCCGCAUUAUCAUUUGCGUGAAGCUACAGCAGCCGUAAGGCCCUUGUUAAAAAGUUACUACCGCGAGCCCCAAAAGUCGGGUCUUUUUCCUCUUCACCUCAUCUCUGUCAUGAUGAAGAGUUUCUCCGAGCAUCACUUCGUGGCUGAUGAGUGCGAUAUUGUCUUCUAUCAGAAGAGCACAAAUGCUAAGUGAGGUUCUCGAGCCUAGAGAAAUUUCGCUAAUGUUUUUUGCUUCCACCCUACAAAUGUGGAUCUUUUAUCAGGUGGGUCAGUAAUCUUGUAUUCUACAUUAGAAUCGGAAUGGGAGCCUGUAACUGGUAUUAUUGACCAAUUCUGGAGUUAAAAGACGUCAUUUUUGGAUUAUUCUCCACAUGUGGCUCUGUACAAUAAUAAUGAUGAUCAGUUGCAAUUUUAUUUGUUUA